This is a messenger RNA of Serendipita indica DSM 11827, 4146 nucleotides long. NCBI's taxonomy places the organism in Eukaryota, Fungi, Basidiomycota, Agaricomycetes, Sebacinales, Serendipitaceae. The record is from the annotation of a GenBank genome assembly.
AUGAACGGGGCUACUGCUUCCACUCUAACGGUGGAAUCUGCUCUCCAGGCUAGCGGACGCGAUCCUCUAGCCGCGCUCGAGGCAGUAGUCCAAGAGCGCAACAACCUGACAUCGCAGAAUGCUCAACUAUGGAAGCUAUUUGAGAAACAACGUGCCAUGUAUAACUCCGCCACCAAGGAACUCGACAGACUUCGGGCUCUUGUCGCCCAACCGUCCACCUCCUCUCCCGUGGCAAGCAAGGAAAAGGAACCUCAUACCGCGUCUGAAAAGACAUCUGUCGAUACAUCGUCAUCCCCUUCAGCCUCGAAACGCCCCGACCGUCCGGAUAGAGCGGAAGCGCGCGAUAAACCGCCACGGGACAAGCUGAGCAGAAGCAAUUCAGAGGAUCAAUAUGCCCAAAAGUAUCUUGGAACUUCUGGCCAUUCACUUUCACCAUCCCGUUCACACGAACCUCUCAACGGCAGCCCACUCCGGACGGCUACUGCCACGGCAGUCAACCCACCAGAGGCUAGCACAUCGUCGACAGGCUCUAGCACUCCACAGAAGCCCAACCGCGGCGAAUCGCUCCCCGCGCCGGCGGCGACCGUACCAUUAAAUGUACAAAAGAAGGCAUCCUUACCAGCUCCAUCUACAAAGUCCCAACUUGCCUCUGCACCACCAGUUCCUGUGAUUGUUUCCGAAGACGUUUCGAACACGCCAAACGUAGCAGCGCCAUUGAGCCAAAGUCCUGCAUCGGCCUCGAGUGCAUCCUCUCAACCUUCUACGAUACCACCUAUGCUAUACCCUUCCAACGGUAGUGGAAAUGGGGACAUGCUUUUAACCGCUCCGGCCCCACGAGACCGAAGAGGAGCUCGAGAGAGUCGCAUUACACUCCCGGAUGAAGCGGCACGAUACAUUGCCGCAAUGGGAGAGAGCCCCAGCGGAAGCCCCAAACCGAAUUUGGCGGAAUUUGGCAGCACAGUUAAAGGAGGCGAUCCACACGAAACAAUUCGAGGAGACAAGAAGAAUGACCAGGCUGACGUUGCCACCGAAACGGAGCCAUACAGCAUCGAGAAUAGCCCAGUUGAAGAGAAAGAAGUUGCGUAUCCAGUCGUGAGCAACGAGCGAAAGGCACCCAACUAUCCACCACCGCCUCCGCCUGGAACGGCUUCUUCGACGUCCACGGUCAGAGAGGUACAUAAGCACAGCGCGAGUAGGAGCAGUAGCGUCGACUACAACGACGCUACAACCCCGAUGCCUAACCAAACUUCCUAUGGUCAUCAACAUCAUUCGCCACAGCAGUGGCAACCACCAAAGCCCCCAGUAUACGCCCAAGACGCCAACGGCAGCACUCCAUGGGAGUGUUUCAUUCCCGAGCCCAAUGGAAAGCGAGCCGGCGACUCCUGCGCAAUCAAGUGCACAUCAUGGCAAGCAGUCCGAGUCAAAGGAGAGGCGAGAUACACGCGAAGGCAUGCUGCUCCACAGCAGUCAUCAGCAAUUGCGUACAAUGACCCACAGUUUUACGACACUGGCGCAUCACCCUCGAGCCAUUCCAAGCGCACCAGGUCGCCCGCUACUGCCGCUAGCCCACAAAAGUCUACACAACCUCAUUUGUCGCCGCAGGAUCUUCCUUCGACGCGUGUUCACAUUGCAGGAUCACAAAUCCGGAGCAAUGAACGUGGCAAGGAAGUGCUCUCGUUUGUCAUUUCGGUACACCCUGUGCGGAUAGGCUCGUCGGCCACGUCGGAAGAAUGGAAGAUUGAAAAGAUGUAUAGCGACAUCCUUGCUCUGGAUGGCAAAGUUCGCGGAACUCUUGGUCGCAGCCAGGCGAAGAGACUCCCACCUCUUCCCGAUGCUAAGCUCUUCAAGGACAAUGCUCCAGCCAAAGUGGACCAACGUCGAGCCAUUCUGGAGCAAUAUUUACAGGCCCUUUUGGUUGUGCCCACCAAAGACACUUCAGAUAUUUGUUUCUUCUUUUCAAGCGACCUUUCGAGAGGAGAUAGAGCGCCUAUGGCGAGUCAGGGGUACAAGGAAGGAUAUCUGACUAAACGAGGCAAGAACUUUGGCGGAUGGAGAACUCGCUACUUUGUAUUGCAAAACUCGGUCCUGGAAUACUUUGAGAACCGAGGGGGUGCACAUCUUGGCACCAUCAAUAUCACCGGAGCCCAAAUUGGCAGACAACAAAAGCAGGCCAAUGCCGACGAUGAGAAUGCAUACCGACAUGCAUUUCUCAUCAUCGAACAGACGAAAAAAGGGGCUGUCCCCUCUCGCCAUGUUCUUUGCGCGGCCAGUGAUACAGAACGAGACGAGUGGGUGGAUGUGCUUGUCCGUUCCAUUGCACCUUCGUAUGGAGACGACACACACUCUCAAGCCGAUACGACGACGAGUUCCACUACGGCUUCGCGACCGUCUACCAGUUCCAAUGCGCCUUCUGAACGACCUGGCGUCGGCAACUCGCCCAUCGACCGGCCAGCAGGUCAAAGCCAGCCGUGGACGGACGCUCAGCUGGCGCAACGGAUGAUCGAUCGCAAUGGCCAGGGCGGGACACCCAUAAUGUCGACUGUGGCACUUCCAAACUCGCUUCCGUCAAGUUUGGAGAGCAGCGGUGCGGCCGCCUAUCAUCAGCCCCGUUCUGAUUCGUCUGCGGGUCAUUAUGGGGAAUCCUCAAGAGAGCAGCGCGCAACACUUCAACCAUCAUCCCACCACGAAACGACCUCUAAAUCAAGGUCAGAUAAAUCCAGCUCUCGCACCUCGCAUCAUCCUUCCAUCUCGACCCUCAAAUCCUCACACGCUUCUGCCUCUUCUGCAGCCGACAGAGGAGACGAUUCUUCGGCUGGAGAAAGUACGACUGCUGGUAGUGUGAUGAGCGGGAGCUCGAAGAAGAUAUCCGGGCCGCUGAACGCCCAGCCAAUCCCGCCUGGUCAAGUCUUUGGCUCGAAAGCGGCAGACACGUCUGACCGGGAACGCAAAGCCAAGAGUGGCCGCUUCUGGCCAAACUUUGGAAAGAGUGCCAACCAUGCAAGUGGCUCGGAUCGUCCUCCUCCCAGCGUCCCGGGAUCCUCCCCUGCCAACGGACAACCGGGAAGAAUGGUAUUCGGCGUGCCGCUUGAGCAAGCGCUAGCCGUUGCACAGAUUGCCAACCUUCCGGCUAUCGUAUUCAGGUGCAUAGAGUAUCUCGAAGCCAAGAAGGCGGCGGAGGAAGAGGGGAUUUAUCGGCUCAACGGAAGUUCCGCGGUGAUCAAGUCUCUCAAGGAUCGUUUCAAUUACGAGGGUGAUGUGGAUCUUCUCAAGCACGACGAGUACUGGGAUCCCCAUGCCAUUGCCGGACUUCUCAAACAGUUCCUUCGAGAUAUGCCGACGACAAUAUUGACGCGGGAACUGCAACCACAUUUCCUCAGCGUAGUUGAUCUUAUGGACCCUAAGGAGCGCGUGAACGAGCUCGCACAUCUCGUAUCUCAACUGCCGGUUGCAAAUUACAGCCUUCUUCGAGCGAUGACUGCGCACCUCAUUCUCAUUGUCCAAAAUGCAACUGUCAACAAGAUGACCAUGCGCAACAUUGGUAUCGUGUUCAGCCCCACGCUCGGCAUUCCAGCUGGAAUUCUCAGCCUCAUGCUUGGAGAGUUUGACCCCGUAUUCAAUGUGGACGCAACCGACACCGCGUCAGACGUGACGAGCAGCAAUGAACACGAGCCAUACGAGUCUCAGAAUGAAAGGACGCCACAAAAGGGUAGUUCGAGCUCGAGAGCCACGCAGCGGUCGAGUAAUAAUAGUCAUGAGAGAAUCAACAAGCGAAACAGCAUGCUGUAUGCCAACACGGCGACGGACCGCAUGCUUGGACUAGCGGGUCGCAAGCUGGAUCCUUCCGCAGAAGAUUCCAGCGAUGGAGACGAGGUUUCGAUUCCAGAGGAGAGCGACGAGGAGACGGAUCGCGAUGUGGAACAGACUGGUUCUGGUUCCCCACCGAGCCCGGCACCGCUGAUCAACAUUUCGUCUGCGCCGGGCACGGAUCCGCAAAUGCAUGGGGCAAAGGCUAUUGCGGCUAAUCGUGGACUGCAGAUUUCGGUAUCUGGCAAGAAGAUGAACCGCACAUCUGGUCUCCCGAGCAGUCCACGGCCCAUGCGGUAUCCUGGAAGUCCUGGCGCGACGGGCCCGACUGGGGCCAUAUGA